CUGAAAACCCAGUGAGGAGAUGAAGAAUACAGAGAGGAUAGACACCGCGGAUAGAUCCUGACCAUCACCCAAGAAAAAAACUGAACAACUGUGGAGAGACGGUCAGUCCCUUUGCAGCAUUGCUCAACACAGGGAAGAUUGCACAGUAAAAGCAUUGUAUGGAAAUCGGUCGGGUCAGGAGAAUUUUGACAUAUCAUCAAAUCAGAAACUGGUCAGUGGUAUGGAGCCUUCCAUCAGAACCAACCUUUCUGAAGGUUUGGCUGUGGGUAAUCGGUCAAGGUGAAGCUGGGAAGAAGUGUGACUGGGCUCCAGGUGUGGUGAGAGCUUCAAUCAUUCAUCGAGCCUCAUGAACCCUUGACUCAUUCCUACUGGGGAGAGGCUGUUCCAGUGUGAGGGGGGCUCCACGAGCUUGUAUGAUCCUCAAACACACAAGGUGCAUCUGCUGUACAACUGUUUACACAAGAAUAGCUUCAUGGAAGAGAAAACGUUUAAGUGCGAGGUUUGUGAUCAAGCCUUUGCACACUCAUCAACACUUGUGAAACACCGACGGAUCCACACUGGGGAGAGGCCUUUCAGGUGUGAAGUGUGUGGCAGGGCCUUUGCCCAGUCCUCUGGCCUCAUGUACCAUCGGCGUCUUCACACAGGGGAGAAACCAUUCACCUGUGAGGUUUGUGACAAAUCUUUCUCGCACUCUUCCCACUUUCGAAGGCACCAGCGCAUGCACACUGGGGAGAAGCUGUUCAAAUGCGAGGUUUGUGACAAAGCCUUUACUAGCUCCUCGACUCUCCUGAAUCACCAGCACACCCAUACGGGGGAUAAACCCUUCAAGUGUGAGGUGUGUCACAAGAACUUUGCACGACUACUGACCCUGGUGAAUCACCAACGUGUGCACACCGGGGAGAAGCCAUUCACGUGCGACGUGUGUCACAAGUCAUUUUCGCAGUUACCGAACCUCCGCACGCACCAACGCAUUCACACAGGGAAGAAGCCAUUUCGCUGUGAGGUCUGUGAGAAGACUUUCACCCGGUCCUCUGAUCUCCUGAGGCACCAGAGGAUACACACUGGGGAGAAACCCUUCAAAUGCCACGUGUGUAACCAAGCGUUCACACAGCCAUCAACACUGCUGCAGCACCAGCGCACUCACACUGGGGAGAAGCCGUUCAAGUGCGAGGUAUGCGAUAAGGGAUUUGCACAGUUAUCAGGCCUCCUGUAUCAUCGGCGCAUUCACAGGAGAUAACUAUUGAAGUGUUGGUUGUGACACCAAACUUCCUGAAAUCAUGAAACACUGACAUAUCCACAGUGAGGGAAAGACAAUAGAGUGCAAGGUGCAUUUAGGGAGGCGAUGGCCUGAUGGUAUUAUUACUAGAUUAUUAAUCCAGAGACCUAGGUAAUGUCCUGGGGACCUGGAUUCGAAUCCUGCCAU
Rhincodon typus (whale shark) is the source of this 1423-nucleotide messenger RNA. Its product is annotated as zinc finger protein 468-like. Bases 473 to 1237 code for a protein of 254 amino acids. The transcript is spliced from 2 exons. Gene Ontology annotation, molecular function: RNA polymerase II cis-regulatory region sequence-specific DNA binding; DNA-binding transcription factor activity, RNA polymerase II-specific. The record is from RefSeq and is a predicted model, not a curated record. Gene Ontology annotation, biological process: regulation of transcription by RNA polymerase II. Lineage: Eukaryota; Metazoa; Chordata; Chondrichthyes; Orectolobiformes; Rhincodontidae. Gene Ontology annotation, cellular component: nucleus.